Alosa alosa (allis shad) is the source of this 1263-nucleotide messenger RNA. RefSeq names its product deltex E3 ubiquitin ligase 3L a (gene dtx3la). The coding region runs from base 145 to 666 and encodes 173 amino acids. The transcript is spliced from 5 exons. The record is from RefSeq and is a predicted model, not a curated record. Gene Ontology annotation, biological process: protein ubiquitination; Notch signaling pathway. NCBI's taxonomy places the organism in Eukaryota, Metazoa, Chordata, Actinopteri, Clupeiformes, Clupeidae.
UGUGUGUGUGUGUGUGUGUGUGUGUGUGUUCGUGUGACUGUGGUUGUAUGUGAGCACUCUUUGAAAGUGAACACAGAAGAAGGAAACCAAUUGAAUUAGUAUCAGCUGAGACAAGUAACUUUGGUCACUCCAAUCUAGAAGACCAUGGGUACUGCCCAGAGCAAGGACAAGAUGCAUUGCACCCGCUAUGUCGAUGGCAAGGGCCCUCUGUCAGUCGAGCAGCAAGUGGAGAAGGACCUUGAGGGACGGUAUGGAACUCAACUUGUGGGGGACCAACCAGAGGGUGAGAUGACCCUACAACAUGAGAGAAAGAGUCUGCCAGGCUACCCUAAAGACGACACUAUAAAGAUCAACUUUGCAUUUGCGGAUGGAAUACAAACAGAGAAACAUCCCAGGCCAGGAGAGAAGUAUCAUGGGCUGAAGACAGUGACCUUCUUGCCUCAGAAUAUUAAAGGGGCCGCGGUGGUGCGACUACUGGAGAAAGCUUUUCAGCAGAAGCUGCUGUUUACGGUAGCAACUGACAGCAGUGGGGAGGAGGCUGUGGUUCCCACAGACAUUCCACUCAAGACCAGCUGUGAUGAGUCAGGACCAGAGAGCCUUCGCUAUCCAGAUCCAGACUACCUCACCAAAGUGGUUAAACUCUUGAAAGACAAGGGGAUCAAGUGAGAGCCUUCAGACAGAUGACAACCCUAACCUUUACACAGAACACACAGGAAGGAAUGUGACUAAGUGACGCAGUUUCAUUAAACAAUGCCCAUUUCAUUAAACAGUGCCCAUUAAACAAAGGACCUCAUAAUCUAUUGGCUUGUCUAGAGGAGUCUCAGAAACAACAAUCAGCCUGAGGUAUGUCAGGAAACAAGUGUUCCUCUGUUGUAUUAAAAUACAAUUGCUGUUUAAUCCAUAUUAGAGCAGUUGUAUGUGUUGCUACUUUGUAAAUAUAUAUGUAAAUAUUGAACUAAUUGCUGAUUAGUUGUUUGUAUUUAUGAGAGAGAGAGAAAAGAGAGAGAGAGAGGUGUGAAUUUUGUACCUGGAUGACUAUGUAGAUUCUACAGGCUCUUUGGUUAUUGGUCUGCUUUGAAGCAAAGUAAGGUUUUUACAAAGCUAUUCAAUGUCCUCUGAGAUCAGACAAGAUGCCAUUGGCCGAAAUGUAGUGAAUAAAUGUCUUUUGCAUUAGGGAUUACUCUGAUGUAAGUCAAAAUUCAAAACAUGUUCACAUGCAGGUCGUACCAAACACUGAAAUAAAGUCAGCCUCUGCAAAACUGA